UUGGUUUGUGUAUUAGUAUAGUAGUAAGGGUUGACAUAAGCAUCAACAACAUGUCUUAUCAAGAGCCCGAUGAAAAUGACUACAUGGCGCAGGAAGAUCAAUGGGACAGAGAAGGAUUGUUGGAUCCAGCCUGGGAGAAACAACAGAGAAAGACAUUCACUGCCUGGUGCAAUUCUCACUUGAGGAAAGCAGGAACACAAAUUGAAGACAUUGAGAAAGAUUUCCGAAAUGGAUUGAAGCUUAUGCUCCUGCUGGAGGUAAUCUCUGGCGAACGUCUUCCAAAACCAGACCGUGGCAAAAUGAGGUUUCACAAAAUUGCAAAUGUCAAUAAAGCUCUUGAAUUCAUCGCAUCAAAAGGUGUAAAACUUGUCUCUAUCGGAGCUGAAGAAAUUGUUGACGGAAAUGCCAAAAUGACACUUGGUAUGAUCUGGACCAUUAUUCUCAGAUUUGCCAUCCAAGAUAUUUCAGUUGAAGAAUCAUCUGCCAAAGAAGGCCUUCUCUUGUGGUGUCAACGUAAAACAGCGCCUUACAAGAAUGUCAAUGUUCAAAACUUCCAUAUGAGCUGGAAAGAUGGUCUUGCUUUCUGUGCAUUGAUUCAUAGGCAUAGGCCAGACUUGAUCGACUAUGACAAACUGAGGAAGGAUGAUCCACUCACCAACUUGAACACUGCCUUCGAUGUAGCUGACAAAUAUCUUGAUAUCCCAAAAAUGUUGGACGCUGAAGAAAUGCUUGAAAUGGCAAAACCAGAUGAAAAGGCGAUCAUGACGUAUGUGUCAUGUUACUAUCAUGCAUUCUCAGGAGCACAAAAGACUGAAACUGCAGCUAAUCGUAUCUGCAAAGUUUUGAAUGUCAAUCAAGAAAAUGAGAGACUUAUGGAUGAAUAUGAAAGACUUGCUUCUGAUCUCUUGGAAUGGAUCAAUCGUAUGCGACCAUGGCUUGAGAACAGAACUACUGACAAUACAAUGGAAGGUGUUCAGAAGAAGUUAGAUGACUUCAGAGAUUACAGAAGGCAUCAAAAACCACCGAAGGCCGAAGAGAAGGGACAGCUUGAGGCUGCUUUUAACACUCUGCAAACUAAACUGAGGCUGAGCAACAGACCUGCAUUCAUGCCUUCUGAAGGAAAAAUGGUUUCUGAUAUCGCAAAUGCAUGGAAAGGACUUGAAGGUGCCGAGAAAGGAUAUGAAGAAUGGCUGCUAUCAGAAAUGAGGAGGCUCGAGCGUCUUGACCAUUUGGCAAAGAAAUUCUAUCAUAAGGCUCAAAUCCACGAAUCGUGGACUGAUGGAAAGGAAGCGAAACUCGCUGAACAGGAUUACAGACAAUGCCAAUUACAAGAUAUCAAGGCUUUGAUCAAGAAACAUGAUGCUUUUGAAACCGAUCUCGCUGCACAUCAAGACAGAGUUGAACAAAUUGCUGCAAUUGCCCAGGAACUCAAUGACUUGGAAUAUCAUGAUGUUGCCACCAUCAAUGAUCGUUGUUCCACCAUUUGUGAAGAAUGGGAUAGACUGGGUGAUGCGACUGGAAAACGCAGGGAGGCUCUUCUGAAUAUUGAAAGUUGCUUGGAAGCAAUUGAAAAAUUGAAUCUUGAAUUUGCCAAACGUGCAGCUCCUUUCAAUAUUUGGAUGGAUGGUGCCAUGGAAGAUUUGGAAGAUAUGUUCAUUGUUCACUCAAAUGAAGAAAUCAAGGAACUGAUAGCAGCUCACGAGCAAUUCAAGGCAACUUUGUCUGAUGCUGAGCAAGAGAAGAAUGUUAUAAUGUCGCUUAUGGCAGAUGUUGAAAAGCACAAGAGAAUGUACAACCUGAGCCAACACAUUGAAAAUGUUUACACCCUCUUGACGCCAGAAAAGAUUGAUAGCAAAUGGCAACGCGUAAAAGAGCUUGUGCCAAAACGUGACAACUCCCUUCAAAUGGAAUUGGCCAAACAAAUGAAUCACGAACGUCUCAGGGUCGAGUUCGCUACUCUUGCCAACAAAGUCGGUCCAUGGAUCACAGAAAAAACUGACGAGACUGUCCACAUGGCUCUCAACAUUAAGGGAUCUUUAGAAAACAAUUUAACAAGUUUGAAAUCUUAUCAACAAAAUAUUAUUGCUUAUCAACCUAACAUCGAUCAAUUGGAAACCAUCAACCAGAAAGUGCAAGAAUCUCUUGUUUAUGAUAACAAACAUACAACUUAUACAAUGGAACACAUUCGUGUUGGUUGGGAACAUCUUAAAACUACUCUCACACGAACCAUCAAUGAAAUUGAGAACCAGAUUCUUCUCAGAGAUGCAAAGGGAAUCACCGAAGAACAGAUGAACGAGUUUAGAAGUUCUUUCAAUCAUUUCGAUCGGAAGAAGAAUGGUUACCUUGAACCUGACGACUUUGCUGCUGUUCUUAUUUCUAUGGGAUACAGACUGGGAGAGGCUGAAUUCCAACGAAUUAUGGCAGUUGUUGAUCCUAACGCUACAGGAAUGGUUACUUUCCAAAGUUUUAUUGACUUCAUGACUCACGAGAACAUCGACAGCGAUACUGCUGAUCAAGUCAUUAAUUCUUUCCGCAUCCUAGCUGGUGAUAAGCCUUACAUCACGGCCGAUGAGUUGCGCAGAGAGCUACCCCCAGAUCAGGCAGAAUAUUGCAUUCAGAGAAUGUCUCAAUGGCGUGGACCUGAUGCGCCACCCGGUGCUCUGGACUAUGAAAGUUUCUCUACUGCUCUUUAUGGAGAAUCAGAUCUUUGAGCUAGCUCUUCCAUUAUAUGACUGAAUUUGAUAAAAAAAAAAAAUACAUGGCGCUUUAUCCAUCACACAAUAUGACAGAGAGAAAAUUAUGAAUAAUGAAAUCAAUGCUCUUUACUUUAUAUGGUUUUAAUUUGUCAAUUAUGAUUUCUGUAACAGUCAUCAGUCGUAUUAAGAUCAUAUUUUUGAGUUAUCCCGCUAUAAUAUAUUAAAUCUUAUUUUAACCAUGUGCUAUUUCACGAAUUUUGUCAAAAUAGAUUUCAGUGAAUGUGCUAGCUUUGGUGCUUUUUAUAAACAAGUGGUGAUUUCUAUCCAUCAUUCAUUCUUGAGCAGCAAAUUGUCGCUUACAAGAACUUUAUCCUUUUUUGUGUACCAUAUGCCCUAUAUCCUCCUGCUGGUGCCUCUUAUAAAUAGUAAUACAUUUUUUUUCUUAUUGUAGUUGCAUAAUAUACUCUCCUUUAAUCAAUGAGCAGGUUGAACUUGAUUGUUUUUUUGUAAAAUUCAAAACUCAUCAUGUCCUGCAGUUUUGUUUCUUCUUCUGCUGUUAAAUCGAAUGUAAGGGUAAAUUUUACCAUGAUUUUCAUGUAUAUCAAAUUGGGAUGAUUUUCUAUCAUGAAAUUCAUUUUUAAUAUUGAAUGCUUUCUAACACACGUGGCCAUCACCAUAUGCUCAUUUUUGUUUCGAAUUCUUGUACAUUUGACUGAAUUCUUUUAUAAAUAACUUUAAUUUUAAUCUAAAUUUUACAGUAGCACACUGUAUGUGCCAUUUGGGCUGUUUUAUGUGUUUAUGUACAUUGAAGUAAUUAACAAUACAUAAUUUGAGUUGUUGCAUUUGAAAAUAGUACAAAAAAAAUUCAGCAAUGAAAAAAUAAAUAAAAAAAUUGGUCAUGCACUGCAUAUUAUUUGUGUGUUUCACAGAUUGUGUUUUUUUGUUCGUUGGUAUAUAGUACAGGAUGCGUUUAUGAUACAUUUUUUUCCUUUGAAUAUGUCGAUAGUUGGGAGGUAUUCUAUCAACUUGUCAUUGGCCCCACUGCAUGUAAUCAUAAAGACAAUAUGUUUUAAGAUUAUAGGAUGUCGUAACUAGGAUUUGAUUGAUGGCAUUGUAAAAUCCGAAUCCAUCAAAGUAUCAUUUUAAAUUAAUGUUUGAAGAAUGUUUCUAUAGUGUCUUGUUUUGAACCAAUCUUCGAAAAGGAAGUCUCAAGCUUAUUCCAUAUUGUACCAGGCAGGAAGUAAAUUAAUAAAAUGUGUAUUAUCGAUCAAAAGUGUUGCAUUGUUUCUUCUGCUUUUCAUGCCAUAUUCAUUGCUUUUUUUUGCUGAUUAAUAAAGGUAGUUUUUCUGCUGUAGAUUUUUGAUAUUUCUGUAACAAAUAUAUUAUUUACUUCCACACCAGGCCUCUGUAAAUUGCUUUGCAAGUAGCAAUGUUUCUCGUUUGAUAGUUUGUAUCAUCAUGUGCUAAUUUUAAACGCUUCUUUUUGUGUGUAAUCAUAGUACCUUAUACUGUCAAUACCAGUGAUUGUGGGUGAUCAAAACCAUUGAUUAAAUUUGACUUUGAAACAAAUUUCAAUUUUUUUACAUCCUUAUAGUUUGAAGUAUGUGUAGCCUAUAUUAUGGGGCACUUAUUGAAGGGUAUAUUUGGUAUUCAAGAAUGGUUUACCAUGCUCUAUCAUGUGUCUACACAGCCAUUGCCUUCCCAAGUUUUGUUUCUAUAGCGAAAAUCAUUGCGGAUGUUCAUUUUGCUUUGUAUAUGAUUCUUUUCAUUAGAUAAUAUGUAAUCAACCAUUAGUAGCAAUCAAAUCAAUCGCUUUGCUUUAAAAACAGUCUCAUUUUCUUAGGAUUGAUCAUUUAAAAGCAUCAGAUUAGUUUUGUUAGAUUGUAAAAAUGGCUUGUACAGCAGAAUCUUUUUCACUAUGUAUCAGCAUUAUUGAGUUGUCUCAUCAAAAACCUUAUCAUUAACUUACAAUGAAAUGGAAAUAAAAUAUAAGUGCGGCCUAAUUCUA
Styela clava is the source of this 4704-nucleotide messenger RNA. RefSeq names its product alpha-actinin-2-like. The record is from RefSeq and is a predicted model, not a curated record. NCBI's taxonomy places the organism in Eukaryota, Metazoa, Chordata, Ascidiacea, Stolidobranchia, Styelidae. Gene Ontology annotation, molecular function: calcium ion binding; protein binding.